AUCCCCAACCUGAGCAUCAGGCCCGCGAUGUCGCGGUCGAACUCGGCAGGGUCGAAGUCGCUCUUCCAGGGCAGCCAACCUGGCGUCGGCCGUUGGGCCAGGUCCGACAAGAAGCACCCCUCCAACAGGAGUGCUCAGGUUCCCGCCAUGUUCAAGGAUAGCCUCUUGGCCAGGAGAAUUUUCGAGAGGUCCCAGAGCAAGAACAUUGAGCACGUGCAGAAACGAAUCCAGUCCCUCCCGAUGGCGCUGCGCAACAGCCGGAGCAAGCGCAUCGACAAGAUCUACACGGUUCUGGACGACCCCGCGUCGAGCAAGGUGGCCUGGUGGACCGCCAAGGCCCUCCAGGCGGUCGUGCUCCUGAGCGUGCUGGUUACCUACCUGCAGAUCGUGGAGGACCCGGUGCUACACGGGUGGUCGGCUGCCGUCAUCGAAUCGGUGUUCGACUUCGUGUUCCUGGCGGAGGUCUGCGUGCGCUUCAGCUGCGCGCCGAACCGGGUCAACUUCUUCUUCAGCACCCACACGUGGAUCGACAUCGCGGCCGCGAGCGCGGUCGUCGUGAGGGUGGCGGCUGGCCUCGUGCUCCCGGUGAGCCUGGACGACAUGUGUACAAUCCUCCUGUUGGGCAUUGUGCCGAUCGUCCGGUUAUUGAAGAUCAUACGGCACUUUGAGACCUUCAACGUGCUCAUCCAGGCGGUCAGGAUAACGAUGGAGGCCCUUCCGAUGCUCCUGUACGCUGUCACCCUCAUCACGCUGAUCUUCGCCAACCUUAUCUACUUCAUGGAGCUGCGGGGAUCGGAGACAAAGGAUAGUGCCACCAGUCCGAGUGACAGCGAGGGAGCAGGCUUCACGGAGCAACAGCUAGCGACUCUGCUGAAGCUGAUAGGAGAGAGCAGCCGUCACCAGUUCCAGGAGUUGAAGGACGAGCUGCGGAACCUUUCGCAGCAGGGAGCGAGCACAGGACCUCCGGAGACCAAGACCGAGGCGGUCCACGAGACAGAGGGUGCGGGCCGGCACGCUCGCGACGACCCGUGGGCCCAGGAUGACCCGUGGGGCGGCCGGCAGGAGCCAGACGAGCAGCCAGCAGGGAAGUGGGAGCGAGGCACCUCGUGGGGAGGUACGCGCGAACCCUGGUGGCAGAGCUCGGACGGCAAGAGCCACGGCUACGACGGGAACGAGAAGGACGACGACGACGGGCAGUGGACAUGGAGAGGCCACGACUGGAGCUCCUCCAGCUGGUCAUGGCACGAGAAGUCCUGGUCCAAGCCAGAUUAUUCGGACCCGGACCCGUGGAUGGGGUGGACGGGCUUCCGCAUCUGGCGCCGCAAGAUCAAGCGCUGGCUCUCGUCCACAGACGUACCGAUUCAGAAAAGAUCCGACAAGUUGUUGAAGACGCUGGACUUAGAGCUCCAGCGCAAGAUGGAAGACAUCAGCGACGACGUCCUGAUGUCAAGUGUAGGCCCGGACAUGAUCGUGAAGCGGCUCGACACGAUGAGCGGCAAGAGAGUGGAUGAUGAGGAUCGCCGAGCAGCCCGAGAGUGCCUCUUCGGGUACCAGCGCAAAGCUGGAGAGACUUUGUCCAUGUAUGCCGCGCGCAUGGAACAGCAGUUCGAUUUAUUACGUGCCCAGGGACUUCCACUACCGGACAAGUGGAUGCACCUCUUCAUGGAGGAAGGGGUGAACCUGGACGACAGUGGCAAGCAGAUGCUGAGAGUGCUGACGCGCGGCUCGGGCAAGUACGAAGAUCUCCAGAACGCCAUCAGAGAGCUCGAUCUGUCCAAGACCGAGUCCCUGUCCGGAGCCGCCCGCGCUGCACGCACGUACCUCGGCGAGGACGAGGAAGGCUCCGGCACGUACCACGGAGAGCAGGAUGACGAAUCGGAGCUGUCAGUGGACACCGACAUGGAGAACGAGAUAUUGCUAUGCAUCGACUCGGCCGAUAUUGACGAAGACCAAGCACCUCUCGUUCUGGCAGAGCUCCAGCAGGUCACCAGGUGCAAGAAGUGCCGGAAGAAGGGGCACUGGUCCAGAGAGUGCCCGGAGAACAAGCAGUCCUCGACCAACGGCUUCGUGUUCCUGAACGAGCCGUCCGCCGACGCUUCGGGGCUCGUCCUGGCCACUCUCAGCGAGGUGGUCAAGCGCUGCGAGGAGGCCCUCCGCAGUCUCCCCAGCCAGGCGACGGCCCCGGACAUCUUCCUGACCACCGAGGGCGGCAAGAUCAUCGUGGACACCGCAGCGGCGCAAGGUGUCAUGCAGAUAGACCUCGUGAAUCAGGAGCUCCCGGUCUGGAUCGCGACGAAUCAGCCGAUCCCCGAAGGCAUCGCGAAGAGGGAGUUUCGCUGGGCAGCCCUAGCCAGUCGCUCGCUGAUGCGCGAGGAGACGCUCGGGGCCAAUCUUCUGACGAUGAGUGUCACGGGCCGCCUCUUCCCGCAGGACUGGCCCAGGAGAAUGCGCACUAUAGACUCGAGACAGUUGGAGUGCCGUCAUCCCCUCGACCAAGAGAUGCUGCUGGGCAACCGCCAUGCGAAGUGGCACAAGUGCGGCAGCUGCGCGCUGAGGCUGAGCUACGAGUCCACGCCCAUCCUGAAGGGGGAGUCCAAGGCGCCGCGGCAGUGUCCUCCGGUGACACGCCCGAGCGCUCGCAGAGCUCGCGGGACGGCGCAGGGCAUUCUCGAGUCCAGUAUGGCGUCCACGAAGCCGGAGGCCGGAGCACCUUUCACGCCGACGACGGUGAGAGGCUACCGCCCAGGGCCCCCGAUGAAGGAGUACGAGCACAUGGAGGUGGGCGCUCUUCCUCGGAGACGCGGUCGGGCGCCCAUGGAGCAGGCCGAGGAGGACAAUCUGAAGGCGCAGCAGGACAUGCUGAAGACCCAGGAGAAGAUCUUGGAGAUGCUCGGGCAGGUCCAGGGGCAGGUGGCGACCCAGGGAGCCGCUCUGGCGACCCAGCAGGAGGCCAUCCAGUGCCUCCAGGCCCACACCCAGAGCCAUGCGCUGGUCAUCGCGAACGCCACGACGGGGGCUUCGCAGGCUGCCGCGGCUGCUGCCAGCUCGGGUGUGACGGUGAACGGAUGGCAGGACGUCUCGCACCUUUCCCCAGCCGAGCAGAUCCAGUACGUCAAGACCUCGGCUCCCGACGGUCCGGUGACGCUCAAUCUACCCUUUCCCGGCGUGACGCGCCAGUGGGUGGAGAAGGGCGAGAUCUACUUCGAGACGGAUCCUGGGACGCUCUUCCUGAUCGGUCCGAACCUAGAGGCGGUGCCGGCGAAGCGCCUGAGCUAG
Prorocentrum cordatum is the source of this 3276-nucleotide messenger RNA. NCBI's taxonomy places the organism in Eukaryota, Dinophyceae, Prorocentrales, Prorocentraceae. The record is from the annotation of a GenBank genome assembly.